CCGAGGCAAGUCUCAAUUUUCGCCGUUGCCUCGGCUGUAUGGCGGGGUUAAGGGGGAGACGUCGGCGGUGCGGAGCAAAGCAGCCGCUGCGCUGUUGAGGAGAAGAGCCCAGACGCAGCGCGAACCGCCCGAGCCACUCUUGGCGCCCGGGAGGACGGCCAGAGCAAGGUCGCCCGGCAGCGCCGCAGAGGGAGGGACGCAAAACACAAGCGCUGCAGCCCAGCCCGACGACCCGAAGAACUUAACUACUCCAGUUUCGUUCGUGUGAGCUGCCAAAGGAGGGGAGAGCGAGCCUGCCUGCCUGGCGUGGGGGGCGCGAGCCGCGGCAGGGGUCGCCACCAUGAGGCGGCUCGGGGGCGUCUGCCUGCCGCCGCCGCCGCUCUUGCUGCUGCUCCUGCUUGUGCUGCAGUUGGGAGCCCUUUCCUACGUGCGAGGUGCAGCUAGCAGUGGCACAGAAUGUUCUUGUGGACGCAACCACUUCACCUGUGCAGUGAGCGCCUUUGUGGAAUGCACUUGUAUCCCUGCUCAGUGGCAGUGUGAUGGCGACAAUGACUGUGGGGACCACAGCGAUGAAGAUGGCUGCAUGCUGCCCACUUGUUCCCCAUUGGAUUUUCACUGCGACAAUGGCAAAUGUAUCCGUCGUUCAUGGGUCUGUGAUGGAGACAAUGACUGUGAGGAUGAUUCUGAUGAGCAGGACUGCCCUCCACGAGAAUGUGAGGAGGAUGAAUUUUCAUGUCAGAAUGGAUACUGCAUACGCAGCCUGUGGCACUGUGAUGGAGACAACGAUUGUGGGGACAACAGCGAUGAACAGUGUGAUAUGAGGAAGUGUUCAGACAAAGAAUUCCGCUGCAGUGAUGGCAGUUGCAUAGCUGAACACUGGUUUUGUGAUGGAGAUACAGAUUGCAAGGAUGGCUCAGAUGAGGAGAACUGCCCGUCAGACAUUCCAGCAGCAACAUGUAGCCUGGAGGAGUUCCAGUGUGCAUAUGGCCGCUGUAUCCUAGACAUCUAUCACUGUGAUGGAGAUGAUGACUGUGGAGACUGGUCUGAUGAAUCUGACUGCUCCUCGCAUCAGCCAUGUCGCUCUGGAGAGUUUAUGUGCAACAGUGGUUUGUGCAUUAAUGCUGGAUGGAGAUGUGACGGUGACUUUGACUGUGAUGACCAAUCGGAUGAGAAGAACUGCACAACAUCUAUGUGCACUGCUGACCAGUUCCGCUGUAAAUCUGGCCGCUGUGUCCGUCUUUCAUGGCGCUGCGAUGGAGAAGAUGAUUGUUCUGAUAAUAGUGAUGAAGAAAACUGUGAGGAAACAGGAAGCCCGCAAUGUGCCCCAGAUCAGUUUCUGUGUGGGAAUGGGCGUUGCAUUGGCCAAAGAAAGCUGUGUAAUGGUGCAAAUGACUGUGGAGAUGGUAGUGAUGAGAGCCCUGAACAAAACUGCCGUCCUCGAACUGGAGAGGAAAACUGUAAUCUGAAUAACGGCGGCUGUGCCCAAAAGUGCCAGAUGUCUCGAGGAACGGUGCAGUGUACCUGCCACACAGGUUAUCGGCUUCUGGAGGAUGGCAGGUCAUGCCAUGAUGUGAACGAAUGUGCAGAAGAAGGUUAUUGCAGCCAAGGAUGCACCAACAGUGAGGGGGGUUUCCAGUGCUGGUGCGAGCAAGGCUACGAGCUUCGCCCAGACAAGCGCAGCUGUAAAGCCCUGGGGCCAGAACCCGUGUUACUGUUUGCCAAUCGGAUUGAUAUUCGACAGGUCUUACCUCACCGCUCAGAGUAUACCUUACUACUGAACAAUCUGGAAAAUGCAAUUGCGCUUGAUUUCCACCAUAGCAAGGAGUUAGUCUUUUGGUCAGAUGUCACACUGGACCGUAUAAUGCGGGCCAACUUGAAUGGCAGCAAUGUGGAGGAAGUCGUGUCCACAGGACUAGAGAGUCCAGGUGGUUUGGCUGUUGACUGGAUCCAUGACAAGUUGUAUUGGACAGACUCAGGAACAUCUCGUAUUGAAGUUGCAAACUUGGAUGGCACCCACAGGAAGGUGCUUCUGUGGCAGAACUUGGAAAAACCUCGUGCAAUCGCUCUUCACCCCAUGGAGGGCACCAUCUACUGGACAGAUUGGGGAAACACACCUCGGAUUGAGUACUCCAACAUGGACGGCUCCAAUCGGCGCAUCAUCGCUGACACUCAUCUUUUUUGGCCAAAUGGGCUAACUAUUGACUACGCAGGGCGUCGGAUGUAUUGGGUAGAUGCCAAACAUCAUGUUAUUGAGAGGGCUGACUUAGAUGGACAGAACAGGAAGGCUGUCAUUAGCCAAGGACUUCCACAUCCUUUUGCCAUCACAGUAUUUGAAGACAGCUUGUACUGGACAGACUGGCAUACCAAGAGUAUAAACAGUGCCAACAAAUUUACAGGGAAAAACCAGGAGAUCAUCCGCAACAAACUUCACUUCCCCAUGGAUAUUCACACCCUGCACCCCCAACGCCAGCCAGCAGCAGGGAGAAAUCGCUGUGGAACUAACAAUGGAGGUUGCACUCACCUGUGUCUACCAAAUAACAAGACGUACACCUGUGCCUGCCCUACAGGCUUUAAGAAAACCAGCACCCAUACCUGUGCCCAAAGUCUUGACAAGUUCCUGCUUUUUGCCCGAAGGAUGGACAUCCGUCGUAUCAGCUUCGACACAGAAGACCUGUCUGAUGAUGUCAUCCCCUUGGCUGAUGUACGCAGUGCUGUGGCUCUGGACUGGGAUGCAAAGGAUGAUUAUGUCUACUGGACAGAUGUUGGCACUGACUCCAUUAGUCGGGCAAAAUGGGAUGGAACGGGCCAAGAGGUUGUGGCAGACAGCAGUCUGGAAAGCCCAGCUGGUUUGGCUAUUGACUGGGUCACCAACAAGUUGUAUUGGACAGAUGCAGGAACAGACCGGAUAGAGGUGUCCAACACUGAUGGAACUAUGCGGACUGUGCUGAUAUGGGAGAAUCUAGACAGACCCAGAGAUAUUGUGGUGGAUCCUGUUGGAGGAUUCAUGUACUGGACUGAUUGGGGGGCUAACCCAAAGAUUGAGCGUGCAGGCAUGGAUGCCUCUAAUCGCAUGGUGAUCAUUUCUUCCAACUUAACCUGGCCCAAUGGACUAGCCAUUGACUAUGAGUCUCAACGCUUCUACUGGGCAGAUGCUGGUAUGAAGACAAUUGAAUAUGCUGGCUUGGAUGGCAGUGAUAGGAAGGUACUCAUUGGAAGCAAUCUGCCUCACCCUUUUGGGCUUACUCUGUAUGGAGCUCGGAUCUACUGGACUGAUUGGCAAGCAAAGAGCAUCCAGAGUGCUGACAAAAGGACAGGGCAGGAUCGUGAAACUCUGCAGGACAACCUAGAGAAUCUUAUGGACAUCCACGUCUUCCAUCGAAAUAGGCCCUCAGUGCACACACCGUGCAAUGUUAAUAAUGGUGGAUGUAGUCAUCUGUGCCUUCUGGCCCCUCUUCCUAAGAGUUAUAGCUGUACUUGUCCUACUGGCAUCAACUUGCAACCAGAUGGCAAAACAUGCUUGCCAGGUAUGAACAGCUUCCUGAUCUUUGCUAGAAGGACAGACAUUCGCAUGGUUUCACUUGACAUUCCAUAUUUUGCUGAUGUUGUCGUCUCUGUCAACGUUACCAUGAAAAAUACCAUUGCCAUUGGAGUCGAUCCUCAGGAAGGAAAGGUUUAUUGGUCAGAGAGCACACUGAGGAAGAUUAGCAGGGCUUCCCUGGAUGGCUCACAGUAUGAAGAUAUUAUUACUACAGGGUUACAGACAACGGAUGGAUUAGCAGUGGAUGCUAUUGGUCGAAAAGUAUAUUGGACUGACACAGGAACUAAUAGGAUUGAAGUGGGUAAUCUGGAUGGAUCAAUGAGAAAAGUUUUGGUAUGGGAGAAACUGGACAGUCCAAGAGCGAUUGCAUUAUACCAUGAGAUGGGGUUUAUGUAUUGGACAGACUGGGGAGAGAAUGCCAAACUGGAACGAGCAGGAAUGGAUGGCUCCAACCGCGUGGUCCUUAUCAACAACAACCUGGGGUGGCCAAAUGGACUUGCUGUAGAUCGGGCUGGAUCACAACUGCUGUGGGCUGAUGCACAUACUGAGCGGAUUGAGUCUGCAGACCUGAAUGGUGCAAACCGCCGCACUCUACUCUCUCCAGUGCAGCACCCUUAUGGCCUCACUCUGCUGGAUUCCUACAUCUACUGGACUGAUUGGCAGACUCGAAGCAUUCACAGAGCUGACAAGGAUACUGGUGCUAAUGUCAUCCUAGUCAGGGCAAAUCUGCCUGGCCUAAUGGAUAUCCAAGCUAUUGACAGGGGAAAGCCUCUUGGUGCUAACAAGUGUGGCCUGAGGAAUGGUGGUUGCUCCCAUCUCUGCCUUCCAAACCCUGAAGGCUUCUCAUGUGCUUGCCCUACUGGCAUCCAACUGAAGAGUGACAAGAAGACCUGCGAUCCUUCUCCUGAAACUUACCUGCUCUUCUCUAGUCGGGGUUCCAUCCGGCGAAUCUCAUUGGAUACUAAUGAUCACACUGAUGUUCACGUCCCUGUCCCAGAGCUGAACAAUGUAAUCUCUCUGGACUAUGACAGUGUAGAUGGCAAGAUUUACUACACAGAUGUCUUCCUAGAUGUUAUUAGGCGAGCAGACCUGAAUGGCAGCAAUAUGGAAACAGUUAUUGGCCAAGGAUUGAAGACUACAGAUGGUCUAGCUGUGGAUUGGGUGGCUAGGAACCUCUACUGGACGGACACAGGCCGCAAUACAAUUGAAGUUGCAAGAUUAGAUGGCAGCUGCCGGAAAGUACUAAUUAAUAACAGUCUGGAUGAGCCUCGAGCAAUAGCUGUCUUUCCCAGAAAGGGAUACCUCUUCUGGACAGACUGGGGGCACGUUGCUAAAAUUGAGCGUGCAAACCUGGAUGGCUCUGAGCGCAAGAUACUGAUUAACAUCGAUUUAGGCUGGCCUAACGGCCUGACCUUGGAUUAUGACACCAGAAGGAUUUACUGGGUAGAUGCUCAUCUGGAUCGCAUAGAGAGUGCUGAUCUCAAUGGGAAGCUACGCCAGGUGCUGGUCAGCCAAGUAUCACAUCCCUUUGCUUUGACACAGCAGGACAGGUGGUUGUACUGGACAGACUGGCAGACUAAAUCUAUUCAGCGAGUGGACAAGUAUUCUGGUCGGAAUAAGGAAACCAUCUUAGCCAAUGUUGAAGGGCUUAUGGAUAUCAUUGUGGUCUCUCCUCAAAGGCAGACUGGCACAAACGCUUGUGGAGUGAAUAAUGGAGGCUGUACUCAUCUCUGCUUUGCCAGGGCUUCUGAUUUUGUUUGUGCAUGUCCAGAUGAACCAGAUGGGAAACCUUGCUCCACAGUUCCUGGCAUGGGGCCUCCAAUUCCUGAAACCACUCAUUCAAGCAAAAAUAGUCAAAUUCCUACUGGCAGAUCUGGCUCUUCCACAAGCAAGCCUCAUGUAUCUGUGGAAACAACAGGAGGAAACUGCUCUGACAGAAAAGUUGGCCAAGACCUGUGCAACCGAGCAAAUGAAGCUGUGCUGGCAACUACAGGUGAAGGGCUACAUGUCAGUUAUGUUAUUGGAGGACUUCUUAGUAUCUUGAUCAUUCUGUUGAUAGCUGGUGCUAUAAUUAUAUACAGACACAAGAAAUCCAAGUUCACAGAUCCUAGCUUAAGUAAUCUUACCUACAGUAACCCAUCUUACCGGACAUCGACUCAAGAGGUGAAGAUUGAAACAGCUCCCAAGCCUGCCAUGUAUAACCAGUUGUGUUUUAAGAAGGAGGCAAGCUCUGAUCAAAACUACACCAAGGAAAAGAUCAAAAUUGUAGAAGGAAUUUGCCUUUUGUCCAGUGAUGAAUCUGAAUGGGAUGACCUCAAACAGAUACGGAGCUCUCGAGGAUGUAUUCUCCGUGACCACGUCUGCAUGAAGACUGACACAGUCUCUAUCCAAGCCAGCACCGGGUCACUGGAUGACACUGAAACUGAGCAGCUGCUGCAGGAGGAGCAGUCUGAGUGCAGCAGCAUCAACGCAGCAGCUACCCCUGAGCGUCAUGGCUCUCUUCCAGACACAGGAUGGAAGCUUCAGCGCAAACCCUCAACAGAAAGUGAAGUUUAAAGCACAAACAGAGAUGCUUGUCCCUCCUUCUCUGUCAUUCGCUCUGAUGAUACAGGAUCUUGCCCACUAUUCAAGGAGGAACUCAGAGACUUCCCUCUAUUUCAUUUGGACCCCAGAGACUGACUUGGGUGAGGAGCCUGAGUUAGUUUGUGCCUUUGAGACUGAUGGGACACAACUCAGAGACCCUUUUUUUGGCUCAUUGUUAGUUUAUGUUUAUUUAUAUGUCCUCUGUUUCUAAAAGCUGUGGUGUUGAAUUCAGCAGGAUCUUUUCUCAGCUGACUCUGAUACAGCUUUCAUUCAGUCCCAAGUAUACACGCUGGCCAAGGAUUCUGCACUGCUGGUGGCCAAAAUUACUGAACUUGUCCAAUCCUGAUCCCUGUUGCCUUCCUUCCAAGGCUUUUGGCACUAACUGGAUUUUGCACUGCGUUCUUCCUUCUUUAAGGGGAAAUGGUUGGGGCCAGCAGAGGUUGCAUGGCGUGAGAGAAAUGAUGUGAGUGAUUAUCAAGUUGCUUUAGCAGAUACCUGUACAAGGAGAGCUGUAGUUUCAUUUCAGGGGUCAGUAAAAUAUCAACUUUCAAGCUAUGGGAAACACCCCAAUCCAAUACUUGCUAUAAGAGUAAAGCAGUCAGUCUGUUGCUGGCAACAGAAAUUGCCUGUGCUGUGCCCAGUUUUUUGUACCAGGGUGCCCACUCUCUUCCUAAAACAUAACUUUGCCUUUUGCAAAUAGAGCUUUCACAUCUGUUCUCUGUGGAUCUCACUUUUAUUGUGCUUCUGAUGAGGUUUGAGUUGCAAGGAAUAUGCUGGAUACCAUGGCUUUCUAUUAUACGUCUUUCCUAUGCUUGUAAGCCCCUCUUCUGGAAGUGUGUGCUACUGAAAACAAUGUAAGGCUGUUUAUUAUUUUUAUUUUUAACCUGAACUCGGAUUCAACAAGAAAUAUAUUCAGAACUUCAUCUGCAGUGUGUUGCUGGAUAAACCCAGUAGGGGGCUUACUCUUAAGUCCCCCCCCCCCAGUGUUUGGUUUUGGAAGUUCUGGAAGAAGAUAUUUGUUCACGUCUUUUUCUUUUGUUUGCUAUAUACCUCAGCAAUGAAAAUAUGAUGUUCAGAAGUAGGUGUGUACAAUUGAAAGGUAAUUAUUAGAAGUGAGAAGGCAUGGCAGGCAGGUAGGUAAUCCAGCAAGAGACACACUAUGAUUGUUGUAGUCUUUCUUCACUGCACCUAAUCACUAAUCUUUUCAUGCUACAAGAAGGAGCCUUAGAAUGUUUGAUGUGUUGCAAUUUGUGUUACAAAUACUUCUUGCACAGGAUUCAGAGACUAUUAGGCAAUUCAAGACUUAAAUCACAGACAAGUCCUUCCCAGAACCAGUAGCUACAGUGUUUAUUUUCCAGGAAAAUGUGGCACUAUCAUCCACUGUAGUGAUGCAAAUUCCUCCUCUGUGGGGUGUGUGAUGAUUAAUGAACAAUGCACAGCCUUUGGUUGUGUGAAUGUUCCUACACCUAUAUCAUUUUGUUCAAUUUAGAAGGAAGGACACAGGAAAAUUAUGUGAAGGGCUCCAACAAGGAUUUGUCCAUUUCUCCUUUCAAACCUGCAUCAUUAAACUUGUGGUUUUCCCCUCCAAAAGUUAUUUGGAGGCUGUUCCUCCAGGUUUUUUUUUUCACCACUGGACCUUUUUUCACCGCCUCCCACCUUUCUUGCUUUCCCUGUGUAACAACUCUGUAUUGCUGUCAGUAAGGGACUCCCGCUCCCAUUUUUCCAACUGGGCAUACUACUUUACGUGCCAGCAAAAAGCAAUGUAUGUGUGUACACAACCAUAUACUUACAUAUAUCAAAGGAGUCUGUUCACUAGAGAGCAAGCAUUGGUUGUAGAAUAGCAGUUAUUUUGGCUGCUGCUCACGGUGUAUGGGAAGCAAUUCUAAGUAGCACACCUUUGUCACAGAUGUAUGCUUAAAUGUUUCUCUGCUAUGGCUCAGUCAUUAGGAUGUAAGUUCCUACAUUCUUCCAUCAAAAGCCUACUUGUUCUUGCCUAGUCUAAUACAGCCCCUGAGCUGUGUUUUCCCAUGUGAGACUACUGCCUAUGGUUAACUGUUUUGCUAUUUAGUGUACACUGCUUUUCAGCAUUUGUUGCAUUUGCUUCCUUAGUUAGCUGGCAAAUGAUCAAUAGACUAUAAUUUAAUAUUAGUCUGUCAUAGCAUAAACAGAAAAGAAUUACAGUCAACCCUCGACUUACAAACUUAAUCCGUUUAGGAAGGAAGUUUGUAAGUCGAAA
Pogona vitticeps (central bearded dragon) is the source of this 8357-nucleotide messenger RNA. It is a transcript of the gene LRP4, whose product is annotated as LDL receptor related protein 4. NCBI's taxonomy places the organism in Eukaryota, Metazoa, Chordata, Lepidosauria, Squamata, Agamidae. Gene Ontology annotation, biological process: receptor-mediated endocytosis. Gene Ontology annotation, cellular component: signaling receptor complex; apical plasma membrane; plasma membrane. Gene Ontology annotation, molecular function: protein binding; hormone binding; calcium ion binding. The record is from RefSeq and is a predicted model, not a curated record.